AAUUCAAAGCCCAAUCUAAGGACAUGAUUCAGCCCGUAAUCACAAAAUGUGUUAGCUGAAGCGUAUUUACAUAUCGGCGAGCACGACCGGCGACGGCGAGCGCACCGGCAAGAUGAAUUACGUCCGGCAGAGUCCGACGAGUCGGAGAAUGGCAUGGCCGCUGCAAAUGGGUGGACUUUUGAUGCUUCUUUUACCAAAUCUGUUUCCCAGUCUCUUCUCUCCUCUUGGCCGCUCUUACCCUUCCCUUUUUUCUGAAUGGAAUGCUCCAAAGUCUAUGCACGUGCAUUUACUAAACAGGGCUUUGCAACAACAGACAUCUAAUGCGCAAGAAGCAGACCUCUGGUCGCCCUUGCCUAAUCAGGGAUGGGAAGCCUGCGCUGAUAAUCAAGACACUCAAUCAUUGCAUAGGAAGUCUCAAGUGUACAUACAGGUGUUUUUGGAUGGAGGAUUGAACCAACAGAGAAUGGGGAUCUGUGAUGCAGUAGCUGUUGCUAAAAUUUUAAAUGCGACACUUGUAAUUCCGUAUCUUGAAGUAAAUCCAGUUUGGCAGGACCCAAGUUCCUUUGCAGAUAUUUUUGAUGUUGAUCACUUUAUCAAUAUCUUGAGUGGUGACGUCUCUGUAGUUAAAGAGCUUCCCAGUGAGUACUCCUGGAGUACCAGAGAAUACUAUGCAACAGGCAUACGAGCUACUAGAAUUAAGACAGCGCCUGUACAUGCUUCUGCUACAUGGUACCUGGAGAAUGUUCUGCCUGUAAUGCAGAGCUAUGGGAUUGUAGCUAUUGCUCCAUUCUCUCACCGUUUGGCUUUUGACAACCUACCUUCAGACAUCCAGCAUCUGCGUUGUAAGGUCAACUUUAACGCGCUAGUUUUUGUUCCCCAUGUCAGAACGUUAGGCGACACACUCGUCAGUCGUCUGCGUAGCCCUCCUAGUAUGAAUAAAGCAUCAAGUGCUACACACUUCCACGUUAGGGAAAAUGACAGAGCAGGAGCUGGAAAGUAUGUUGUAUUGCAUCUUCGCUUUGAUAAAGAUAUGGCUGCUCACUCAGCUUGUGACUUUGGUGGCGGCAAAGCUGAGAAACUUGCUCUUGCAAAAUAUCGCCAAGUACUUUGGCAAGGGAGAGUUCUUAACUCCCAGUUCACAGAUGAGGAGUUAAGAGGCCAAGGGCGUUGUCCAUUAACUCCUGAAGAGAUAGGACUCCUUUUGACAGCCUUGGGAUUUAACAACAGCACACGGCUAUAUCUUGCUUCCCACAAGGUUUACGGUGGAGAAGCAAGGAUAUCGGCUCUUCGCCAGUUGUUCCCAUUUAUGGAGGACAAGAAAAGCCUUGCUUCUUCUCAUGAAUUAUCCGAAGUGGAAGGAAAAGCUUCUUUAUUAGCUGCUCUGGAUUAUUAUGUGAGCAUGCAGAGCGAUAUAUUCAUUUCUGCUUCUCCCGGCAACAUGCACAAUGCACUGUUGGGGCAUCGAGCAUACAAGAAUCUUAAGACUAUUAGACCAAACAUGACAUUGUUAGGCAAGCUCUUCCUUAACAAGACUAUGGAGUGGUCUGAAUUCCAGCGUGCAAUACAGCAGGGUCACAAGAAUAGACAAGGGCAAAUGCGGCUACGCAAGGAAAAACAGUCAAUAUAUACUUACCCUGCUCCUGAUUGCAUGUGUAAAACUUAAUUUUGACACUUUUUGGAGACUCAUUUUAUCAAACGUGAUAUUCACAAGUAAAUUUGUUACUUAUAUUAUUGUGUUCACUACACCAAAAUAGGAUCUUUAGUUGACCA
Molecule: messenger RNA, 1770 nt
Organism: Nicotiana tabacum (common tobacco)
Lineage: Eukaryota; Viridiplantae; Streptophyta; Magnoliopsida; Solanales; Solanaceae
Product: O-fucosyltransferase 31
Source: RefSeq, a predicted model, not a curated record